AUGCACCAUUUCUGGACCCAGACCUUUGGUUAUGUCAUUCAUCCAAAGAUUCCGGUCGACAAUAUUCAAAGGAUCGCUGAUGUAGGGACUGGCACAAGCAUCUGGCUUUUCGAUGCCCUGCGCCAGGUCCCGGGGCAGGCUCAGCUCGAUGGUUUCGACAUAUCUCUCGAUGCUUCUCCGCCGCCGGAAGUGCUCCCCGCCAAUGUCAAGCUCCAUCACUGGGAUGUCAAGCAGCCCGUACCAGAAGGUCUCGAUGGGGUGUUUGACGUGAUUCACCUUCGAUUUUUUGCAUUCGUGCUGAUGAACGAUGAAAUUCCCGGCGUGAUUGCCAAGAUCUUUCAAAUGCUCAAGCCUGGUGGGCAUAUUCAAUGGGAAGAGGCCGACAUGGAGACUCUGCGUUUUGACAAGGCCAAGCCUGAGAGCAAGACGGACAAUCUGGAAGGACUCUUCAAGCUCUUGCUAGUCCAAGAUCCACGAUUCAAGCCGACCUGGGCCAAUAAUAUCCAUCACCUCUUCUCGGAGGCUGGUUUUGUGGAUAUUGAAAAGGACACCAAAGACGCCCCCCCUCACAUUGCUUUCCAGUGGCACGAGUGUGGGCUCAUGAUACACGAGCUCAUCGCCCGAAAGACCAAGAACGAGUUCUUGGCGGGGGAAGUGAAGCGGCUGUUGCCUCUUGCUGUUGAGGAGACCAAGAAUGGCGCUUAUGGGACCUCUUUAAGGUUCACCGUAGUUGCGAGGAAGCCAUAA
Messenger RNA from Pestalotiopsis fici W106-1, 747 nucleotides. RefSeq lists its product as uncharacterized. The record is from RefSeq and is a predicted model, not a curated record. The transcript is spliced from 3 exons. Lineage: Eukaryota; Fungi; Ascomycota; Sordariomycetes; Amphisphaeriales; Sporocadaceae. The coding region runs from base 1 to 747 and encodes 248 amino acids.